AAAUGUAUAAAAAGUAGCACUUAUCAGUAGAGUGACCCAUUUCACCAUGAAGCUUCACAGUUGGAUCGCCUCACUUGGGCUUGUGCUCUGCCUCACAGUCUGCACAUGUAGGACAAUGACUAUAAACAGCUUUGAGGGUCAGAGCGUCACUCUCCCCUGCAAGUAUGAUUCACGUUAUCAUGGGUUAUGUGAUAUUUGCUGGAUGAGAGGAAGCAUCCCAGCAAACGGGUGUGGCAAUCAAAUCAUUUACGCGACUGGAAAAAAAGUGGACAUGCAAAGCAACAUGAGAUAUCAGCUAAAUGGAGCACUACAGAUGGGAGAUGCUUCUCUGACUAUCCUCAAUGCAAAAAAAACUGACUCAGGAUUAUAUGGCUGCCGCGUCCACGUGCCCGGAUGGUUCAACGAUAAGAAAAUCGAGGUUUACUUAGUCAUUAUGGAAGCAACACAGCAGAUUUCGACCACUCUGGGAUAUGUAACUACUACAACACACAUUCUUACACACAGACCUGUUUCUACAACGCAACAGACUAACACUGUCUCAGAGAAUGUGACCAAGCAUACAGAAACAGAGCAGAAUUUUUCCACACUGGGAUAUGUAUCGCCUACAAAGGGACCUGCUUUAACAACACAAGGUCAUACGACCCCUCCUGAGCAUGUGACCACUAAACAUACAGAAACACAACCGACCUCAAGUACUCUGGGAAACAAAACUACUUCGACAUACAUUACAAAAGGACCUGUUUUAACAACACAAAUUGAUAUAACCACCAUCCCUGAGCAUAUUAGCACUAAGAAUACAGAAACACAACAGACCACUAACACUCUGGGAAAUGUAACUACUACAUCAUACAAUAUUACAGAUGGACCUGUUAUAACAACGUACAGAGAGACAACCAAGAUUCCUGAGCAUGUGACCACUAAGGAAAGAGAAAAUGACCCUGGUGCAUCUUCCUUAGAAGAUGAGAAGCCUGUGAAUGAAGAGACACGUGUGCUUGCUGCAAUCCUGGUGCCAGUGAUACUACUGGUUUUGCUGGUUUUGGGAAUUUCUUCUGUUUGUCUAAUGUCUAAGUAUAGAGGAAAAUUCAGGACAACAAUAGAAAUAGCCAAGAGCUCAUCUGCUUAUGUCAGCUACAGCAACUUGGACAACAGCGUGACCCUACCGAUGACAAACUCACCCAACAAUUAAAUAUGAGAUUUGAGAAUGAAUAUGAUGUUACAGGGAAUUCAAAUGCAAAAUGCUCUACAUGAAUUUAAUUUGUUAUAAAAUACUGUGAGUUUUAAUUACUUUUUCUUAUACUCUAAUACAUUUUAAUGUUUUUUCUUUUCUUUUCUUUUUUUAUAAAGUGACCAAAAACUGAAAAAUACAAAAUAGCUAGCUAUUAAAAAAAAGAAGGUGCAUAAAGUGGGAUGUAAAAUUCAAAAUGCUGAUUAGACCAAAACGUUUUUUGGUAACUUUUUGUGUAUUUGUACUUAGAAAACUAUGAUGUGACUAUGAUGUGUACUUUCCAAGAUGUGGACUGAAUUUAAGACUGAAUAUGUGUUGCUAGUGGAAUUUGUUUCAUAACAAAUACAUCUUUUUAUGUGAAAAUAUCCUAGGGAUACUUUUUCGAAAAAUUCUGCAUAAAAAAAUAAAAGUAUACUUUGAUAUCA
Molecule: messenger RNA, 1650 nt
Organism: Silurus meridionalis
Lineage: Eukaryota; Metazoa; Chordata; Actinopteri; Siluriformes; Siluridae
Product: hepatitis A virus cellular receptor 1 homolog
Exons: 14
Coding region: 47-1186 (379 amino acids)
Source: RefSeq, a predicted model, not a curated record